CAUCGACACCCAAAAUGGCAACCGCUAGCACUUCUGGACAGGCGACCUUCGGUCUGGGCAGGAGGAAGAAGAACCCUGGUCUACUGGACCAGAUUGGGAAGUUCUUUGGAGGGGACAAGAAGAGGAAGAGCAAGGGGUCCUUCCGCGGUUCCGCCGCACCAGUCCAGGCCUCCCCUCGUCGCCGUGGUGAAGAAAACGCCGUGGUGCACUUCUUCAGAUCCAUUGUUUCCCCUCCUCCUCCCAAAUCCAGGUGGAGAGGACUUUCUGCCAAAUUAGGCCUGGGGGACCAGAGGUCCUCGCAGUCUCGCUCUGAUGCCUCCAAAUCUCCCUUCAAAGGACAGAAAGACCGCCGGGGAGAAGGCGAGGGCACCCUAUCAAGGAUCUUCAAAAUGGGAGGAAGCCGAUCCGGUUCACCCGCCAAACGCUGAUGUCACUUCCUUCCGAUCCCCUUUUAAUGGAACAAAAUGUCAACUUAAAAGAGGAAAGAAGAAGGGAGGAAGGAAAUCUCCGCUUGCCAGACUCACACCUCGCUCUAUUCUUUAACGCACUAACAGCCUCCGUGCCUCAUUUCCCUUGCAGUAGAUAGCAACAAGAUCUCUGUGCAUAGUUAGCCCCGCCGAGAAUCAAGUGCGAUCAUCGUGUGAGAACUGUUAUCAAAGACGUCGCUGGUUGCCUCACAAGCUCAGUCCUAAAGGAUUUUGGGUUUCUUUUUUUUUUUUCUUUUCUUGCUGCUGUCUGUGGCUUCAAAAUAAAAUAAAAUGAGGUGGAGUACUGAACUGGACUGAAAAGUCAGCUCAGAACUGGCCCAGCGACCGGCCAAUGGUCCGCCUCGUCCCCGCGCUUUGGUCACAUGGUUUCUGGUAGCAAUGAAACAAGGAGUGGUUCAUUUUCAUUUGGUCUCCGUCUUAUCGUCUUUUUUAAACAUAGAAGGCUUGUCGUUUAACAGUUUUCACAAUUGUUUUUAAAUUAAACAAUAUUUGAUUUAAUUUUAUUUAUAAAGAUAUUCCCUUAGUUUGUUUGGGUAGCUUUAAAAAUGUAAAACGUGUUCAGUGUCUCAAAUGUUAGUUGUUUUGUCAGGACUACAAACCGUCUAAGCCUAAAAUUUGUCUUGUCUGGAGUCUUUGUCCAUAGUGUUUUACAAUAGUCUGUGGCUGAUUGUGAAGUUUGAUGACAGUGCGUUACCUACGAAGGUUAUGAACUGGGACUAACUAUUAUGUGCUACUUUGUCUUAAUACCCAAUGCUCUGUAAAAUUAUAUUCGUCAUCCUUUGUUCGUCAUUUUUAACAAAAGUACUAAAUUCCCAGUGGACUUGGCACUGGAAGUGCUCCAGGCAUGUCUAAAAUGUAAAAAGGUCUGAAGUGCACUGUUUCUUUCUCCGUAAGAAAGGGAGAGAGGUCUGCAUUGAGUCGAAGCGCCUGCUGUCAUAGCUGUAUUCAUUACGGCUGUUGUAGCAUGACGGCCGAUUUAGUUUCCGCUCUUCCCUCCUUUGAUUGAUGUUGUUCUCUUUCCGUGUUAUGUUGUCUUGCCUUCUUCAGAAGCACUGCGCAUACAAAAAAGUAUAGCUGAUGCAAAAAAAACGGCUAGCUGAUGCAAUGCCAUGUGAUUUCCUCCGAGUGCGCUGCAUAUAUAUAGAUGGGCUUAAACCGGCCCACAUAAAGGUGCUCAUUUAUUAACAAACUAAAACAAGAAACGUGUUGUUGUUCCUCUUGUGUCCAAAAAAAAAACGUGGGGAAGGAUUUUGUGCGGGAGAUGGGAGUGGAAUGUGAAGUCGUUGAGAGUCUGGAGGGAAAGUAAAUGGCAGAUCGGUGAAGCAUGUAGGCUCUGCAGCAAUCCUGCAAUGUUCACGUCUCAAAAAAGAACAGUUCAAGUAAUCUGUAGUGCAUUCCCACCCCCAUCUGUGUUUAUGUGAUUUCUGUGAAUGAAUGUAAAUUAAAACCCUGAAACUUUUGAUUAUUGUACCUGCCACCAAAAAAUAAAUACAGAUAAAAUCAUGACAUGCCUCUUUAACGUAAAGUAAAAAUAAAAAAUACAUAAAAGAAA
Molecule: messenger RNA, 2040 nt
Organism: Conger conger (European conger)
Lineage: Eukaryota; Metazoa; Chordata; Actinopteri; Anguilliformes; Congridae
Gene: mbpa
Product: myelin basic protein a
Exons: 6
Coding region: 15-428 (137 amino acids)
Biological process (GO): myelination
Cellular component (GO): internode region of axon; cell periphery; compact myelin
Molecular function (GO): structural constituent of myelin sheath
Source: RefSeq, a predicted model, not a curated record